Molecule: messenger RNA, 1968 nt
Organism: Suncus etruscus (white-toothed pygmy shrew)
Lineage: Eukaryota; Metazoa; Chordata; Mammalia; Eulipotyphla; Soricidae
Gene: DTX3
Product: deltex E3 ubiquitin ligase 3
Exons: 6
Coding region: 307-1350 (347 amino acids)
Biological process (GO): protein ubiquitination; Notch signaling pathway
Source: RefSeq, a predicted model, not a curated record
GGGGCGCGAGGGGAAGGGGCGCGGCCUCCCCAUCCCAUCUCUCCGGGUCCGCCCGCACCCCGAUAGCCGCCCCCCAUUGGGGUGUCCCCCUCCCUUGUUGCUAAGGCCCAGACCGUCAUCCCAGUAACAGCCUCAGUCAUGUGACCGGCAAUGGCGGCGCUGAUGAGAGUAAUGGCCAGCUGCGUGGGCAAGUAGAUUGCUGCUGCUGUCACCACCCAUGGGCUUUCAAGGUCACACCUCAUACAAGUAAGGAGCAAGGACACAGAGAGAGAGCCUGCAUGCCAAUUCUAAGCUCUUCAGGAUCAAAUGUCGUUCGUCCUGUCCAGAAUGGCAGCCUGUGGAGGCACCUGCAAGAACAAGGUGACUGUCUCCAAGCCUGUAUGGGACUUCCUGAGCAAGGAGACCCCAGCCCGGCUGGCCCGACUUCGGGAGGAGCACCAUGUGUCCAUCCUCAUAGAUGGCGAGACUUCGGACAUCUAUGUGCUCCAGCUCUCCCCCCAGGGCCCACCCCCAGCAGCUCCCAAUGGGCUCUAUCUGGCCCGAAAAGCUCUCAAGGGGCUGCUGAAAGAGGCAGAAAAAGAGCUGAAGAAAGCUCAGAGGCAGGGGGAGCUGAUGGGGUGCCUGGCUUUGGGGGGUGGAGGAGAGCACCCCGAGCUGCACCGUCCAGGCCCACCUCCUCUUCGAGCAGCGCCACUUCUGCCCCCUGGGGCCCGGGGACUCCCCCCUCCUCCGCCUCCCCUACCUCCUCCCUUACCUCCCCGCCUUCGGGAGGAGCCUGAAGAGCCCGAGCGCACCUGCCCCAUCUGUCUGGGGGAGAUUCAGAACGCCAAGACCCUGGAGAAGUGCCGCCACUCAUUCUGCGAGGGUUGCAUCACUCGGGCCCUGCAGGUGAAGAAGGCCUGUCCCAUGUGUGGUCGCUUCUACGGGCAGCUGGUGGGGAACCAGCCCCAGAAUGGGCGGAUGCUGGUCUCUAAGGACGCCACCCUCCUACUGCCCAGCUACGAGAAGUAUGGCACCAUCGUCAUCCAGUAUGUCUUCCCGCCCGGCGUUCAAGGGGCUGAACACCCGAACCCAGGAGUUCGGUACCCUGGCACCACACGGGUGGCCUACCUCCCAGACUGCCCCGAGGGCAACAAGGUGCUGACCCUGUUCCGGAAGGCAUUUGACCAGCGGCUCACCUUCACUAUUGGCACCUCCAUGACCACAGGGAGACCGAAUGUCAUCACUUGGAAUGACAUCCACCACAAGACCAGCUGCACAGGGGGACCUCAACUGUUUGGGUACCCGGAUCCCACCUACCUGACUCGGGUGCAGGAGGAGCUGAGAGCCAAGGGUAUCACGGACGACUGAAGGGCCCCCCCCACUACUCUGUCGCAGCCCUGGCACUUCUCCACUAGGAUCCAGCGGGAACCUCUGUCCUCUCCUCUCCCUCGGCCCCCCACACCACCCUCGCAGGGGACCGGACUGACCAGGGAGGGAGUCCUAAGGUGGAGGGGACAGGCCCUGUCCCCCACAGGCCUAGUGUUUCAGUGCUCUGUGAGCCGCUCCCUUCUGGCAGGGCUGAUGUCCCGGCUCCGGCCCCUCCUCCUGUGUACAUAUUCCCUCCACUGCCCUCAGCUUCUGGUAUGUGCUAUAAGCUCCAGUGACUUAGCUGAGAGCAUCGGGCGGGGAGUGGGGGGGUCCUGCACCCUUUCCUCCCAUUCUGCUCUGGCUGAACCGCAGGGCAGGGCAACAGGAGUGGGGCUGUGAGUCCCACCCCACCCCUCCUUGGAGCUGCCCUGUGUCUCCCUCAGAAACAAGUCCCCCUUUUUUCCCUUGUCCUCGCCCUUCCUGUGUCUCUGUCUCUGUCAAGUCUCUGUCUUUCUCCCGCUCUUCCCUGCCCCCUCGACGAGCCUCCUCCUUACCCUGUUCUGGAAUCUCCGCCAGACUGUAGCUUUUAAUUUAAUAAAAAUAAAGUAAAAUAUGCAA